Molecule: messenger RNA, 1167 nt
Organism: Podarcis muralis (Common wall lizard)
Lineage: Eukaryota; Metazoa; Chordata; Lepidosauria; Squamata; Lacertidae
Product: histone H2A-like
Cellular component (GO): nucleosome
Molecular function (GO): structural constituent of chromatin; DNA binding; protein heterodimerization activity
Source: RefSeq, a predicted model, not a curated record
UCAAUUGGCCAAAGGCCUGUGUUCACCUGGCACCUAAAGGUGUAUAGUGAAGGUGCCAGCUGAACCUCCUUAGGAGGAGCAUUGCACAAACAGGGAGCCACUGCAGAAAAGACUCGUUCUUAUGCUGCCACCCUCUGGACCUCUCAUGGAGAAGGGCAACAGAGGUUUUCAGGGAGGGAAGUGUGAUGAACAGGGUGACAUUUCAGCUCAAACAUUGGGAUAAUAGAAAUGAUUUAACAAUGCACACAGCAUCCUAUUGGCCAGUACCCCAGCCUAUCAGGAGCCAAAUUUAGCACUCACUAUUUUCACUGCAAAGAGGCUAUGGAAAACUCUGCGCACAGUAUUUUUUUAAUUGUGGCAGCCUUUCAAAUGAUAGCUUAACCUGCAAGGCCAGGAAGAAAUCCAAAAAGGGCAGGGUAGGAAAACUGAAGCAAGCAAAGCAGAACAGCCAAAAAACCCCUCCAAAACAGCAAAAAUCCAACAAGGUAAGAAUUGCCAGAGCAAGGCAAGCACCUUGAAGAGUUGGACCAGAUCAACAAGUGUUGGCGGCUGUGGCAAGCUGGACUGCGACAUGUCUGAUGAUCCGUGUGAUACAGAAAGCUUGGAAGAACCUGAGCCAUCCUGCCAUGCGAGGAAGCCGAAAACAUCUCGUUCUUGCCGGGCUGGGCUGGUAUUCCCUGUAAGCCGCAUUGAAAGAUUCCUCCGGAAGGGAGACUACGCAGAGCGCAUUGGAUCAGGAUCGUCUGUGUACAUGGCUGCAGUGCUUCAGUACCUGACCUAUGACAUUAUGGAUAUAGCUGGGAACAUUGCUAAAAAUGACCACAAGCGCCGAAUUGCCCCCCGGCACUUACAGAGAGCCAUCAGUGAUGAUGCUGAGCUCCACACUCUGCUUGGAGGGAUCACCUUCCCCCAGGGGAACACCCUGCCCAAGACUAAGUCCACCGCAUCAACCAGGAGGGGGAAGGGCAAGAAAUCUGGCAAGGCCGUCAGAGCUCAAAAUGUUGUUACUGCAUAAGCAAGGGUAAUGCUGUUUUUCUGGACUUGAGAUUGAGUCUUUAGUACUCAGCAACAUGGUCUAAUAAAAGCUGAUCUGACCAUUCCUUUUGCUGUGUGAAUGUUUUUCUUUCCAUGUGAGUUAGCCAGGCAAUUAUCAUUGAGCUGGCUAUU